AUGGGAUUUGCAAGCGCAAUUGAUUGCUUCAACGACGGUAACAAUGAGCUUCAAAACGCUGUUUCUCAGUUUAUAAGGGAUGGUUGCUCUGAUGACAACAAUUGCAACAAUGAAGUUGUGAAAAAGUAUGGCUGGCCCAUUGGAUCCUGGUGUGUGUACGAUUUAACCGAAAUGAACUUUGCAUUCUUGAAUGCAGCUUCAUUCAAUGAUAACAUAUCGGCAUGGGAUAUAUCCAGAAUCAAAAGCACGCAAGGAAUGUUCCAAGGUGCACAAUCAUUCAAUCAAGACUUGUCUUCGUGGGACGUUUCUUCCGUCACCAAUAUGAAAAGCAUGUUUCAGAAUGCAACCUCUUUCAAUCAGGACUUGUCGUCAUGGGAUACCUCCAAUGUCAUAGAUAUGGAUGAUUUAUUCAAGGAUGCAUAUAUAUUCAAUGAAAAUGUAUCAUCCUGGAAUGUUUCUGCCACCAUGUCAAUGGAUUCCAUGUUUCAAAGUGCGGCAUCCUUCAAUCAAGACUUGUCGGGCUGGGAUGUUACCAAUGUCACCAGUAUGCACGCCAUGUUCUGGAAUGCAUCGUCUUUCAAUCAAGACAUAUCGUUGUGGGAUGUCUCCAAUGUUACAAAUAUGGUUGGCAUGUUCUUCAAUGCCACGUCUUUUCAUCAAGACUUGAAUCGGUGGGAUGUAUCCAAUGUUCGGUUCAUGUUUGAGAUGUUCUCGGGUGCGUCAUCCUUCAAUCAGGAGGUGGCAUUGUGGGACGUUUCGUCCGUAACUUCCAUGAAUGGAAUGUUCUGGAAUGCACCAUUAUUCAACAGAGACUUGUCCCUAUGGGACGUGUCAUCGGUGCAAUUCAUGGGGCGCAUGUUUUCCAAUGCCGUUUCGUUCAAUCAAGAUUUGUCAUCCUGGGAUGUGUCUUCGGUAUCGCACAUGGAACACAUGUUUGAUGGUGCAACCUCCUUCAAUCAAGAUUUGUCAUCAUGGGAUGUCUCGAAAGUGAAAGAAGCUACUAGCGCGUUUGACGAUGCGGGAGUCGAUAGCUCUGUGGUUUGCAGAUGGAAUGAUUCUUGGAGGAAUCUCUACUGCCCAUCCAGUGCCACCACUGCCUCGACAUUUCUUCCUCUUCUUGUUGCAUUGGUGAUGGUCUGCUUCUUGUCAUGA
Messenger RNA from Cylindrotheca closterium, 1152 nucleotides. The record is from the annotation of a GenBank genome assembly. Lineage: Eukaryota; Bacillariophyta; Bacillariophyceae; Bacillariales; Bacillariaceae.